AUGGCGAAGCGUUUGAUUCCAGCCUUCAAUCGCAUUUUGGUCGAGAAGAUUGUCCCUCCUUCCAAGACUACCGCCGGCAUCCUGCUUCCGGAGAAAACCUCCAAGCUGAACUAUGGCAAAGUAGUUGCUGUGGGUUUUGGACUUCGUGACAAGAGUGGGAAUCAGAUUCCUGUGGCGGUGAAGGAAGGAGAGACGGUUCUUUUGCCCGAGUAUGGAGGAACUGAAGUGAAGCUUGGUGAUAAGGAGUAUCAUCUCUACCGGGAAGAUGAUAUCCUUGGAACUCUUCACCAAAAUUGA
Messenger RNA from Linum trigynum, 297 nucleotides. Lineage: Eukaryota; Viridiplantae; Streptophyta; Magnoliopsida; Malpighiales; Linaceae. The record is from the annotation of a GenBank genome assembly.